CUCCUAGUUUCGUCAUACGUCGCGCGGCGCAGGGAAGUCCGUCACCGUUGCUGUCGUGCUAAAGCUACCGCGGUUCUGAUCGGUUCAAAUAUAGGCUCUUGGUGACGCUUCCUGAAAUAUACAUAACAUAUUAUAAGCGCUCAUUAUUUAGUUGUUCAAUACAAGCACCGGAAACCUCGGACUAAAACGAAAGUUAAGGGUCGAAAAUGAGUGUGGAGGCGUACGGGCCGAGCUCCCAGACCCUCACCUUCCUGGACACCGAAGAAGCGGAGCUGCUCGGAGCGGACACUCAGGGCUCCGAGUUCGACUUCACUGACUUCACCCUUCCAAGCCAGACGCAAACGCAAGGCCAAACCCAGAGCCAGUUGGACGGACAGAUAAAUGGUCCUGAUGAGGGUCUUCACAAUGGAGGAAUGGAUGACUCUGUUGCCAAAUCCAGUCAAUUGUUGGGGGAGCUCAACUUUGAGGAGGAUGAAGAAGACACCUACUACACCAAAGAUCUUCCAAUACACGCAUGCAGCUACUGUGGUAUCCAUGACCCAGCUUGUGUGGUGUACUGCAACACUAGCAAGAAGUGGUUCUGUAACGGCCGUGGUAACACUUCUGGCAGCCACAUUGUGAACCACAUGGUGAGGGCCAAAUGUAAAGAAGUGACCCUCCACAAAGAUGGGCCUCUGGGGGAGACUGUGCUGGAGUGCUACAACUGUGGCUGUCGCAACGUCUUCCUGCUUGGCUUCAUCCCAGCUAAAGCGGACUCUGUGGUGGUGCUUCUUUGCAGGCAGCCUUGUGCAAGCCAGAGCAGCCUGAAAGACAUCAACUGGGACAGCUCACAGUGGCAGCCACUGAUCCAGGACCGCUGUUUUCUUUCAUGGCUGGUGAAGAUCCCGUCAGAGCAGGAGCAGCUCCGAGCCCGUCAGAUCACUGCCCAGCAGAUCAAUAAGCUGGAGGAACUCUGGAAGGACAAUCCUGGUGCUACCUUGGAAGACCUGGAGAAACCUGGAGUGGAUGAAGAGCCUCAGCAUGUGCUGUUACGCUAUGAAGACGCUUACCAGUACCAAAACAUCUUUGGCCCUUUGGUCAAACUCGAGGCUGACUAUGACAAAAAACUCAAGGAGUCACAGACUCAAGACAAUAUAACCGUCAGGUGGGACCUGGGGUUAAACAAAAAGCGGAUUGCAUAUUUCACCCUUCCCAAGACGGACUCAGGUGAUAUGCGGCUGAUGCAGGGUGAUGAGAUCUGCCUGCGGUACAAAGGAGACUUGGCUCCUCUGUGGAAGGGCAUUGGUCAUGUCAUCAAAGUCCCAGACAACUAUGGAGAUGAGAUUGCCAUUGAGCUGCGCAGCAGCGUCGGAGCGCCUGUGGAAAUUCCACAUAAUUUCCAGGUGGACUUUGUCUGGAAGUCAACUUCCUUUGACAGGAUGCAGAGCGCUCUGAAGACCUUUGCUGUUGACGAAACCUCCGUGUCUGGCUACAUUUACCACAAACUUCUGGGCCACGAGGUUGAAGAUGUCACCAUUAAGUGCCAGCUGCCGAAACGCUUCACUGCUCCAGGCCUGCCUGACCUCAAUCACUCACAGGUUUAUGCAGUAAAGACAGUGCUGCAGAGGCCACUCAGUCUCAUCCAGGGGCCGCCGGGCACCGGCAAGACUGUCACCUCUGCCACAAUUGUGUACCACCUGUCUCGCCAGGGCAAUGGGCCAGUUCUGGUGUGUGCUCCCAGCAACAUCGCUGUGGAUCAGCUGACUGAAAAGAUCGACAAAACCGGCCUGAAGGUUGUGAGGUUGUGCGCCAAGAGCCGAGAGGCUAUAGAGUCUCCAGUCUCGUUCCUGGCUCUCCACAACCAAAUUAGUAACAUGGACAGCAUGCCGGAGCUUCAGAAGCUGCAGCAGCUGAAAGAUGAGACUGGAGAGCUGUCAUCUGCUGAUGAGAAGCGCUAUCGGGCUCUGAAGCGCACCGCUGAGAGGGAGCUGCUUAUGAACGCUGAUGUGAUCUGCUGCACCUGCGUUGGAGCUGGAGAUCCCCGUUUGGCCAAGAUGCAGUUCCGAUCCAUUCUGAUUGAUGAGAGCACCCAGGCUACAGAGCCUGAGUGUAUGGUGCCCGUGGUGCUGGGAGCCAAGCAGCUGAUCCUCGUGGGUGACCAUUGCCAGUUGGGUCCUGUUGUGAUGUGUAAGAAAGCAGCCAAGGCGGGUCUGUCUCAGUCUCUGUUUGAGCGACUGGUGGUUCUGGGGAUCCGGCCAAUCCGCCUGCAGGUCCAGUACCGUAUGCAUCCAGCUCUGAGUGCCUUCCCCUCCAACAUCUUCUAUGAGGGCUCCCUGCAGAAUGGCGUUACUGCAGCUGAUCGCAUCAAGAAAGGUUUUGACUUCCAGUGGCCACAGCCGGAUAAGCCAAUGUUCUUCUACGUGACCCAAGGUCAAGAGGAGAUAGCCAGUUCUGGAACAUCAUAUCUGAACAGGACUGAGGCUGCAAACGUGGAAAAAAUAACCACAAGACUGCUGAAGGCUGGAGCUAAACCAGAUCAGAUUGGCAUCAUCACGCCUUAUGAAGGGCAGCGCUCCUACCUGGUUCAGUACAUGCAGUUCAGUGGCUCCCUUCACACCAAGCUGUAUCAGCAAGUGGAGAUUGCCAGCGUGGACGCCUUUCAGGGCAGAGAGAAGGACUUCAUCAUCCUCUCUUGUGUUCGAGCCAACGAACAUCAGGGCAUUGGCUUCCUGAAUGACCCCCGUCGUCUCAAUGUGGCACUGACCAGAGCAAAGUAUGGUGUGAUCAUUGUGGGGAACCCUAAAGCUCUCUCCAAACAGCCCCUGUGGAACAACCUGCUGAACUACUACAAGGAGCAGAAGGUCCUGGUGGAGGGACCCCUCAACAACCUCAGAGAGAGCCUCAUGCAGUUCAGCAAGCCUCGCAAACUGGUCAACACCAUCAACCCUGGAGGACGUUUCAUGAGCACCGCCAUGUAUGAUGCCCGCGAGGCACUCAUUCCAGGCUCCGCCUACGACCGCAGCAGUGCUGCUGGACGUCCAUCCAACAUGUACUUUCAAACACACGAUCAGAUUGGGAUGAUUGGAACCGGACCGGGUCAAAUGGCUGCGAUGAAUAUCCCUAUACCCUUCAACCUGGUGAUGCCUCCAAUGCCUCCACCCAGCUAUCUGGGUCAAACUAAUGGUCCUGCUCCAGGCCGUGGUGCUAUGAAGGGCAAGCUUGGGCGUGGUGGAAGACAGAGAGUCCGUGGCUCGGCGCACCAGGGCACCAGUCAGGGUAACGGACCAAACAGCCAGGCCAGCCAGGAUGGGGCCUCCCAGUCCUUCUCCCAGGGGCCGCUGACUCAGGGUUACAUCUCUAUGAGUCAGCCCUCUCAGAUGAGCCAACCUGGCCUCUCCCAGCCAGAGUUAUCCCAGGAUAGCUACCUGGGCGAUGAGUUUAAGUCCCAGAUUGACGUGGCUUUAUCCCAGGACUCAACUUACCAGGGUGAACGUGCAUACCAGCAUGGCGGGGUGACUGGACUGUCACAGUACUAAAGUGUUGCCUGAAGAGGGGAGCUAGGCUUGAGCUGAGCUUAGUUCAUCAGCUUUUUAAUCUGGGAAAUAAUACAAACAUAAAAUGGAUACCUGUUUUCCUCUGCUACAUCCGAAGCACCUCCAAGUGAAAGCGACGGGAUAGCGAAACCAAACCGAUGACCAGCAAGAGAAAUGGGAGGGUAAAAGAAGAGAGCACUAACAGACGGGCAGCGAGAUGGAAAGAGGCCGCGUGAACAAGCGAGAGGCAGGAACCGAUGCCCGUGCUGAGUGAAGGAGGAAAGUCGAGGAUCUGGCGGCAUCUGGUCGGGCUGCUGAGGGAAACAGACGAGAGAUCUACGGUCUCUCCUGAGAAUCCAAAAGAGGUUCAGCUCCCCAACUUAAAAUCCACCUUUUACACUUGCAACUUCUGGGAAAGCUCCAGGAUUAAAGCCAAUCAGUGGAAUUUUGAAGAACUCUCAAUUUGGACUGAAAUGGUGUGCGAAGGCUUUAAAACCAGCAGCAUAAAACAAAAGGAGAAAAAAAGUUCCCAUGCUGGAGGUCGGUUGUCUGUCAACCUGCCUUAAUGUCCCAGAGAAUUCAGAAAUUCGGUUCAUCCACUGGGCCCAAAACCUCGGCAGCCUCUAAAGGAAGCAGCAGGCGACCCACCCUCUGAGAGAGGACGUAGGAACACUGGUUUCUGUUCUCAAGUCUGAUGUUGAAAUACCUUCAUUUGCCUUUAGAACCACUGGCUCUUUCACAAGGUCUUCAACGAGGUUGACCGUGUGUCAGCGGUGGACAUGGCACACAGGUUUCAGACAGGUUUUUUCCAGGCAUGAGAUGUAAAUCCCGCCGAUGUCCUGAUCAUCACGGGACAGUUCUUCUUCUCUGAUACCUUUCUUACCACAGAGCACAAAAUUGCAAAAAAAAAAAAAAAAAGAAGUUGAAACUAUCAAACAUGACCAGCAAUGAAUAUUUGGCUCGGUGUCAUUUGAUGUUUCAGCUAAGGCUUUUUCCUAUGGUAAUCUCAAGACAGCAGGGGUUGUUGACGUUUUGCUGUGCUUCAUGACCAGAUGUCUUUCCUUUUCUUUUUAACUAUACUCUGUAUGCUUAGAUGGUAAAAUGCUUUGAGCUGAGGGAUUUCUCAGGGGAUAGUAGGGGGUUUUUCCACACCCAUCAAACUAAUCCCUGCUUGAGUUGGGAGAGGAAUGAGCAACCAUAGAAAAGGCCCACUGGCUGUCGUGGCAAUCAAUCCACGGAGAGGUAGAAAAGGAAGGUGGCUCAAGGAGAAAAAGAAUAGAGGUCAGUUCAUUGCCAGAGUUGGAAAUUUCUUUUUUUUAAAGACAAUGUGUUUUGUUUAUUUGGACUAAAGAUCCAAGAAACAGAGUGCUGUAUUUGUUUAUCCCCCCCUCCCUCCCUUUUUUUUUUUUUAACACGAACAGCCACACCAAACAACCUUGUAGUUGUAAUUGGGUAUGAGUAACCUUAUAAUUUAUAAACGCCCUGAAGGAUCAUUGGUCUACAUCUGGAUACGCAAAGCAGCAGGAAUCAGCCAUCAGCACUGAUCAGAUGAUGGCAGAUAAGAUAUAAAUGAAGUAAAAUCAGUGCCUGAAACCAUUCAACCUUUAGAUUAAACAGCUGCAGCACACAUGAAUGUAGUAAAGAGUCAAACUACCAGCAUACUACAACCUGUUGGAGCAUGUAACUCAGAGCUUUCGUGUUGGUAAAUCAGAGCUGGUGACGAUAAAUCAGCCGCGUUAAUGUUGGUUGUCACUAAAAGCCACCUUCCUUCUCUGGAGUAAAAUUACAGGCUGGUAGAAGUUAUUUUACCUUUAGUGGGUUAAGAUUUGUGCAACGCUUUUGUGCUUUGCUUUAUGCAUUUUUAGAUUUAUGUUUUAGCUUCCUGAAGAUCAGUGUGAACCUGUAACCUUAUGCUUUUGUUAAAUUGGUUGCUGCUGUGUGCAUCAGGAUCAGUUCAAUGUUUAAUUUUUUUGGUCUUGAGUAAGGAAAAAAAAGUCUUUAGUAGCAACAUGCUGACUGCGGAACUGAGGCUAAGGCCGUCUCCUUUCCUCACCUGGACUUCUGUAUCCUCAAACUAUCCGAGAGGUUGUAGUUUUUAUUUAAGCAACACUUUCUGAACAUGGUAAGAAUGUAGUCCUCACCUGCUUCUCAUGUCUGCACACACGUGACAAUCCUGCUCCAGGUAGAUGUUUUCUGUUGACAUCCUGUUCUUAUUUGUGCUAUAAGUUAUUUUAACCUGCUCCACCCAAGGUCUACCAUAUUGAUAGCUUUAAAAGAAACUCUGCCCUAAUAUUUAAUAUUUCCAUCUGCUGUGAGGUCGGUUGAUUAUUUUAGAGGUGAUUCAGUAGAUUUGUUCAAACAUCUGCACCCAGUCUGAAUACUCAGAAAUUAAAUUUAUGGAUUUAACGUGAUGUAAAUAACAUUUGAAGCAGUGAAUAUUCUUUGCAGUGCUGUUCCAUCAUGAGACGGUGGUUUCCCUUGUUAAACUGAAUCAAUAAAGGUGGUCAAUUUGA
Cyprinodon tularosa is the source of this 6025-nucleotide messenger RNA. It is a transcript of the gene upf1, whose product is annotated as UPF1 RNA helicase and ATPase. The record is from RefSeq and is a predicted model, not a curated record. Gene Ontology annotation, biological process: nuclear-transcribed mRNA catabolic process, nonsense-mediated decay. Bases 207 to 3515 code for a protein of 1102 amino acids. Gene Ontology annotation, cellular component: cytoplasm. Gene Ontology annotation, molecular function: RNA helicase activity; ATP binding; RNA binding. The transcript has 24 exons. NCBI's taxonomy places the organism in Eukaryota, Metazoa, Chordata, Actinopteri, Cyprinodontiformes, Cyprinodontidae.